AUGCAUACCCAACCCCGACCCGACUUCCGGACCUCCACCCUCUUCACCUCCGGAGUCAUAACCUACCGCUGCCUUUCCGAUACUCACCUUCGGUCUCGGCAACACACCCCUCCUCUUACCUCUCCGACCCCUUCUCCGUCCGUUCCGAUACUCAUCUCGGACCGAACAUCUCCCUACUCGCCACCCUUCCUACAACUCCGCUCCCCCCUCACCACACCUCCACCCUCCCGUCAUCCCCUACGCUAUCUCCGUCCGUUCCGAUAUCCACCUUCGGACCUGACUACUCUUCCUUACCUUCCCCUCUCUCAUUCCUCCGCCACCCUUCCGCCAAGUUACGACCAUCCACCGCUGUUCCGUACUUCACACUCGGACACCUCCAUUGCAUUGGUGACCUCAUACUACGUGAACACCAUUGCCAAUAUUCCUCGGACUUCCAACCCCGCCUCCGUAACCUCCGUAAGCUCCGCAACCCCCGAGCUUCGCGGACCGCCUCCGGCACUCUCGCCGUUUCCAGUUAGUCAUCACCCCCACUUCCCCUCAUCCUCCUGCCCCUCUGGGCCUCGCCCACUCUACCUCCUUUCGGAUGUAUCACAGGUCUUGCCCUAUGACCUUCGGUACCGCUCCGCUCCCUCUAACCCUUUGUUCCCGUUCGGACGUCUUCGUUCCGAUUCGCGGGAAUGGGCUCAGGCAGCAUCGGGAUGGGUGGGGAAUGGGCCGGAAUGCACGGCCGUGACAGAGUUGAGGAGUUCCGGAGGUGAUGUGGAUGUAGAUGGGAUGGAAGGGUGGAAGAGAGUUGAAGGAGGAGGUAGUCCUAGGAUUGUUGGCAUUGACCAGAGGCAGCAGAGAGAGAUUGAGAGGGCUGGUGGAGGUUAUAAGAGUCGUCUAGGACUAGGGUGGAGGGAGGUGGAAGAUCUGGGAUAUGACAGUGCCUCCAUAAAGAGAUGA
Molecule: messenger RNA, 945 nt
Organism: Cantharellus anzutake
Lineage: Eukaryota; Fungi; Basidiomycota; Agaricomycetes; Cantharellales; Hydnaceae
Exons: 5
Coding region: 1-945 (314 amino acids)
Source: RefSeq, a predicted model, not a curated record